AUGGACCUUACAUCAAGACAGAAAGCAGCUGUACGACGACAUUUAUGGAAGAGAAAACGAGGAAAAGAUGGAGUCAUGCGGUGGGUACGGAUUGAUGCACAAUAUACGCGUGAGAAUUAUGAUGAAGACAAGACGAGAAACAUCAAUCAUAGUAACAAGGAUAAGAGAAAUGAGACCAUGUAUCGUGGUCUCAGUACACCUUCCAAUGGAACAGCAAUAUUAGGAGGUGAUGCGUAUGUACGUACGUCAAAUACAAGUUGCGUCUCAUCCACGUCGUCCUUGAGAGAAGAUAAUGAGAAUAUUGCACUAGCGUUGAGAGAUUUUGGUGUCCCAGAGGAUGGAGAAUAUCACCCAAACAGCUCAUUUCUGUCGACGAAUGACUUGGGUCGUCCAUCAUUCCAGCCGCUCCGUGCUACGGCACUAAAAUGUCUUGAAGAAGCAGAAGAACGACCGACGAUGGCAUUUUACUCACAGCAAAAUCCAUUUAACCCGGCAAAUAGUAGUGUGAAACCGUUUAACCCCAAUGGCAAUAACAACAGGAACCCAUUCCCUGGUAUUAAUGUCAACCAGUUACCUCCUACUCGCGGUCUUGCUAGUUCUCGUAGCUUGAUACACAUUGAUGAGAACAGGGAGGGUACAAUGGAUAUAGGCUCAAUACCUAAGAUUACUGGACCAAAUGGAAGUGAAGACCGUCGAUUUAUGGAAAUGAAUGAUACAAUCAUGUCGAAUGUAUCUACAGGGUAUGUGCGGCAUGAGGACGGUGAUGGCGGGUACGAGUGGACCCCUGCAGGAACAGUGAUUGCUUUUACGGAGAACUGUCGUCGAAUGGACUGCGAAGAUGAUCUUGAGGAGGUCGCCUCGCUUACUUUUCAGGACAAGAACCGUUGGUUCCUCGAGCAGGUGCAGAAGCGCUGGCGAAGCUAUGAGGAAGGUCACAUUCAGUUUGUCGUGAGACGAGAACAUUUGGUAAGCGAUUCGCUGGAACAGAUGCUGAAGUGUCCGCCUAGUCGAUUCUGGGAGCGCUUGCGCAUUUACUUUGAGAAUGAGCCUGGUCUAGAUGCUGGUGGUUUGAUUCGUGAAUGGUACGAGAUUUUGAGUGAUUCUCUCUUUAACGAUGAUUUUGGUCUGUUUAUUUCUACAAAGGGUGAGAACAUGGGUUACUGGAUUAACCCGGCCUCGGCUUCGAAGGUGCCCAAUCAUCUGGAGUAUUACGAGUUUAUCGGGCGGUUGCUUGCAAAGGCACUGAUUGAAGGAUACAACAUGAAAAUGUCACUUGCAUUACCGCUUAUCAAGCACAUUCUUGGAGUACCGAUUUCGUUCUCGGAUCUCGAGUUUUUGGAUGAAGAUUUGUACAAGAAUGCAAUGUGGAUGAAGCAGAAUAACAACGCUGAUCUACUUGCAAUUGACUUUACAGUACAGGUAAUUACGUCUGAGGGAAAGUCAAAGACAGUUGAAUUAGUACCUGGUGGUGCUGACCGGGAUGUGACAGAUGACAAUAAGAAGGAGUACUUGGAGCUUCUACUGAAACACUACAUGUUUGAGAGUAUUUCAGAGCAACUGGGUGCACUACUUAUGGGUUUUUACGACGUCAUGCCGCAAUUCCUUAUUACAGUGUUUGACUACCAGGAGUUUGAUCUUUUGCUAUCUGGUGUACCGGAGCUGGAUGUGAAUGAUUGGCAUGCUCACAGUGAGGUGCGGUGGGUCAAGCUUGAGAAGCCGUCCCCUGUCGAGCAUCGCGUGCUUAAAUGGUUUUGGGAGUGUAUGGCUGAAUUUACUAGUGAGGAACGUGCGCGUUUGCUACAGUUUGCUACUGGCACUUCGCGCGUCCCUGUACAGGGCUUUAAGGCACUUACGAGUAGUGAUGGUCGAGUCCGACGAUUUACCAUUCAGUUUGUACAGCGUGGUGCCCCGCCAACUGGUCUAAUGCCCAAGGGCCACACAUGUUUCAAUCGGAUUGAUCUGCCGCUCUAUCAUACAAAGGAAGAGAUGGUUAAUUAUCUGACACUUGUAAUGAACAUGGAGAUCUCAGGCUUUUGGAUGGAGUAA
Molecule: messenger RNA, 2046 nt
Organism: Peronospora belbahrii
Lineage: Eukaryota; Oomycota; Peronosporomycetes; Peronosporales; Peronosporaceae
Source: the annotation of a GenBank genome assembly